This is a messenger RNA of Cryphonectria parasitica EP155, 813 nucleotides long. RefSeq lists its product as uncharacterized. The transcript has a single exon. NCBI's taxonomy places the organism in Eukaryota, Fungi, Ascomycota, Sordariomycetes, Diaporthales, Cryphonectriaceae. The record is from RefSeq and is a predicted model, not a curated record. The coding region runs from base 241 to 813 and encodes 190 amino acids.
GAAUCUCAACAGGCAUUUGAAAUAAGCCUUGAAAAUCCUCUAUAACCCGCUCUCUCCGGCAAUUUACCUGCUCAGCGCCCAGUCUCGCUAGCAUCUUCCUUCCCUGAGCUUCAAAUGCUACGCCAUUAUGGAUAUGGAUACUAUGCUGAGAACUGAACAGCAGCAAGUGGUUGAUGAGAGCAUCGCACUGCAAUCUGAGAAUGCAGUUUUCGUACCGACCUAAAUGCUGCCAACGCCGCUAUGGAUGCUAUGCUCACGGAUCUUGAAGCUGCCGAGGAGUCACUGCAGCGAGAACAGGCCUUGUUGGUUCAGAAAGAUGCCGAAAUCAACAGACUAAAGCAGCAACUUGAUUUCCAUACCGCUUCACUCUCAUUGCACACAACGAAUCAGCCGAAUGCAGAAUUAGACCAGCUUCAAGCGCGCCUUCAGGAUCUCGAAACAAACCUCCAGGAUGCAGACCGUCAGGACCACGAGCAGGCGGCCGAGAUGCAUGCCUUGAAAGCCCGCCUGCAGAAGACCCUCGCGCAGCUGAAGCACCUGGAAAAGGAAUACACAGCGCUUCUUGAGCAGCAAGCCCCCGCCCAGCUUGGGCUGCAGGCAGAGAUCGAGUUGGAAAUGCAAAAGCAGGUGGACGAGCUACAGUACCUGGUUGAUUUCUACAAGCAGAACUGGGAGGAAGCGUCCUAUCAGAUCAAGGAUGCCCGGGAUAGGCAAGAGGAGCUGCGGCAGAGUAUCAUAGUCAAGAACCAGCAGCUCCGGAACCAGGAGGCCCAAAUCCAAGGACUCAAGCUACAGCUCGGAAUCCCUAUAUGA